Mercurialis annua (annual mercury) is the source of this 1596-nucleotide messenger RNA. RefSeq lists its product as uncharacterized. Gene Ontology annotation, biological process: DNA integration. The coding region runs from base 1 to 1596 and encodes 531 amino acids. Gene Ontology annotation, molecular function: RNA-DNA hybrid ribonuclease activity; nucleic acid binding. NCBI's taxonomy places the organism in Eukaryota, Viridiplantae, Streptophyta, Magnoliopsida, Malpighiales, Euphorbiaceae. The transcript has a single exon. The record is from RefSeq and is a predicted model, not a curated record.
AUGUGUCUGUGUUUAUACUUCACAUGUUGCAAACUACGAUAUUACAUGUUGCCGGUAGUGGUGUACGUACUAUCCCAGACCGAUAUCAUUAAGUAUAUUCUAUCUAAGCCAUACUUAAGAAAUCAGAUUGGGAAUUGGGCGAUUGCUAUGUCCGAGUUCACAUUAGUGUACGUUCCCCAGAGAGCAGUGAAAGGACAAGUGUUGGCCGAUUUCUUGGCCAAUCAUCCUGGUAUUUCCCUCAGGGAGGAAACGAUUAGUUGCUGCGACAUAGCCAUAUGGGAGAUGUGGUUCGAUGGGUCCAGAACUAGCCAGGGGGCAGGCGCCGGAGUACACAUCGUCUCGCCCUUGGGGGGACCUUACCGACUGUCAUUGAAACUCCAAUUUGAGUGUACCAACAAUCAGGCAGAAUAUGAAGCCCUAAUAUACGGUCUCGAGAUUUUGGCCGAACUGGGGGCAAAGGCAAUCAACGUUAGGGGCGAUUCUUUGUUGAUCAUCAAACAAGUAAUUGGAGAAUUCAAAUGCGAGUCCGAAUUAUUGGUAAGGUAUUGCAACAAGGCGAAACACCUCAUCAAAGGCUUUCAAGAUACAAGGAUAGAAUACACCGAAAGGGCCGAUAAUGUCGUCGCAAAUGAUCUAGCUCAGCACGGUAGUGGAUACAAGAUGAGUCUCCAUUUGGAUGCAAUCGAAAAAGAAACGCCGAAUCUCCAUACUGGGGGCAUCACCAUCAAUGAAAGGAUAUUUUCGGCUUACCAACUGGAUGUUACCCAAGACUGGCGAACUGAAAUCUUAAACUGGUUUGAGAAGCCAUACCAUACGAAUAGGAGGUUAAGGACCUUGGCCCUAAACUAUGUUGUCUUAGCAGGCGAUCUAUACAAAAAGGGCUUUGAAGGACUGCUUUUCAGAUGCAUCGGCCCAAAGGAAGCGAUGCUAGCAAUGGCCGAAGUACAUGAAGGGAUAGCUGGAGCUCACCAGGCGGGCCCUAGAAUGAGAUGGCUGAUCCAUAAAUACGGCUUUUAUUGGCCGAAGAUGGAACAAGACUGCAUAAGAUAUGCUAAGGGGUGCGAAGCCUGUCAGAAAUAUGGUCCUAUACAGCAUGUCCCGGCCGAAGAACUGCACUCCAUUAUUAAGCCAUGGCCAUUUAGAGGAUGGGCGGUCGACCUCAUAGGUAAGAUAUAUCCUGACUCAUCAGAUGGCCAUACUUUUGUUAUCAUCGCCACUUGCUAUUUCACCAAAUGGGUCAAAGUAAAGCCUCUGAAAUCGCCCAUGCAAGAGGCUGUGAUUAAAUUCUUUAAGGAAUACAUCGUCCAUCGACACGGGUUGCCUGAAUCGAUAACCACAGAUCAAGGAACGAUGUUCACAGGAGGCGAUAUAGUUUGGUGGGCUUCUCAGAUAAAGAUCAAGAUGCUUCACUCAACACCAUACUACGCGCAAGCCAACGGACAGGCCGAAGCAACGAACAAGGCUAUUAAACUUGUCGUCCAGAAGAUGAUUGAGGAAAACCCAAGACCAUGGCACGUUUUAUUGUUAGAGGCAGUGUGGGCGAAUAGAACCAGCCAAAAGUCGGCCACAGGAACUUCACCUUUCCGAAUGGUGUAA